CGCUAGCUUCGAUUUAGUGCAGACCUACCAAGCAAAACAGCUCAAGAUGGCUUUUAAGAUUGUUGUUCUGUUCGCUACCCUGGCUUGCGCCAGUGCCGGUUACGUCGAACCGGAGCACCACCAUCUGUCCUAUGCUGCCGCCCCGGUCGCACACUACUCGUCCGCUCCGGCCGUGAGCUACAGCUCUAUCACACGCCACGAAACGCCGAAGGUGGCCGUCGCCAAGCAGGUCACCUAUGCUGAGCCGGCGGUCCACUAUGCUGCCCCGCUCACCAAGACCUAUGCCGUGCACGAGCCCGCCCUGAAGACGGUCGUCGCCCAGCCCGCCUACACCAAGACGGUGUACGCACAGGAGCCAGCCCAUGUGUACGCUCAUGCCGCCCCGGUCGUUGCCGCCAAGACGGUGUCCUAUGCCGCGCCGCAGGUCCACUACCAGGCUGCCCCGCAGGUCCACUACCAGGCUGCCCCGCAGGUCCACUACCAGGCCGCUCCGGCGCUGGUGAAGAACGUCGAGUACACGAAGACGCUCGCGUACGCCCCGGUCACCAAGACUCUCGUGUCCGAGCCGACCUACACCAAGCACGUCGUUGCCGAGCCGACCUACACGAAGACGCUCCUGGCCCAGCCCGCUUACACCAAGUACGUGUCGCAGCCCACCUACACCAAGACCCUGGUCGCUGAGCAUCAGCCGCUGUACCAUCAUCAGCCCGCCGUGUACGCUCAUGCUGCCCCGGUCGUUGCUGCCAAGACGGUGAGCUACGCUGCGCCGGCUGCUCAUGUGUCGCACGUCAGCUACGCCGACAAUGCCGCCCACUACGCCUGGUAAGAAGGAUGCGGCCGAAAGGUAUCCCGCGGGAAAGGAAACGCCUGCUCAGGAACUGCACAAUGAACCUUUUUUUCUUUUUGCAAAGCGAUGUUGAAUGUUUCGUUGAAAAUACAUAAAUUAUUGUGAAUGAAAAA
Molecule: messenger RNA, 960 nt
Organism: Anopheles arabiensis
Lineage: Eukaryota; Metazoa; Arthropoda; Insecta; Diptera; Culicidae
Product: cuticle protein LPCP-23-like
Exons: 2
Coding region: 47-826 (259 amino acids)
Source: RefSeq, a predicted model, not a curated record